CUUUGAUCCGCAAGCCCCUUUUACAAAUUUUCUAAUACCCAAAGCAAUCAGGCAUGAACCAUUAAAAAAAAUAAUAGAAAGGGAAAGCAGAAGAAAAAAAAAACGGAAAAAUAAAAAAUAAAAUAAAAUAAAUCAAAAGAGGAGGAUGACAUUGUCACCGCAACAAUCCCAUCAAACCCCAGUUCUCGCACAUGCAGACGGACUCGGGAAAGAUCCCUUUCUAUUGGGCAGCAGCGUCUCAUCCCAGCAUGGAUAUUAUGAACUACGGAGUCCGUCCUCACUACCGAAGGGAGUGCUGCAUUUACCUACCUUGUCCACAGUGGGUUCAAGGGUUGAAUUGUGCGGCUGACGCCCCUAUUGAUCGGUCAAUGGUGGAUUGUGACAAUGCAAAGACAUACAUCGUCAACUGCCUGCCUACAGGUACCUAUCUACCUUGGCCAUUGUAAAGCAGGCAGAAAGC
Molecule: messenger RNA, 460 nt
Organism: Aspergillus candidus
Lineage: Eukaryota; Fungi; Ascomycota; Eurotiomycetes; Eurotiales; Aspergillaceae
Exons: 1
Coding region: 192-446 (84 amino acids)
Source: RefSeq, a predicted model, not a curated record